Molecule: messenger RNA, 2889 nt
Organism: Menidia menidia (Atlantic silverside)
Lineage: Eukaryota; Metazoa; Chordata; Actinopteri; Atheriniformes; Atherinopsidae
Source: the annotation of a GenBank genome assembly
AUGAAGUUGGAGUUGACCGGGGGCACUUGGCAGGACAAGGCCGUUGACGCUUGCUCGGCCAGGGCCUCGGAGAGUGGAGCCAUGGCUGAGCUCUCCACCUUCUCCCCAUCGCCACCUGCUUUGGGUGAUCCUCAUGCAACUCCAUCCAUUGCUCCAUCUCCACCAGUACUCCCUGCUUCCAACAACCCUGCCCCCGAGUCUGUCAAGGAGGUGCCCUUACCCAAGUCUUCCCUUUACAAUGAUAAAGCUCUGACAGGAAGCGAUCCAUCAGCACUCUCAGGGAGUUCACCUUUGACUCCCCACCCACCUACAAAUCCCACACAGCUCCCUGCUGAGACCUGCCUCCCACCCUUGGUACACGAGGCUCCUCCACAAAGAGGAGAAUUGGUAGAGAACUAUACAGAAACGGCAGCUUAUGUUAAUAAAGUUGAAACGGAGGCUGGCAACUCAGCUGCUGCUGAGCUCCUGAUAACUGAAACUGAGACUUUAGAGCCGGCCAGUGAGACUUCAUCUCAGAGACAUGUGCUCCAGGCAUCACCCUCUCCUGAAGUGCAUCCCGGUCCCAAUCUGUACCCUGAUGUUCAUGUCACCUGUAACCCAGACCUCUCUGUGGAUGAUGGUCAUCUUAAAGCGGCUCAGCCCCAAAAGAGUUCAGAUGCUGAUACUCCGCCCGCUCCGUUGGCAGCUUCAGGAACUGACGGGGAGAAACCUCAGCCACUCCAACAAGCACAAAACGCUCAAAGCGACCCUCCUCCUCUGUCGCCAAUGCACCACACCCCCAAUGAAGUCAGGAAGGGAGAGCUGCCCUCCUCCCCCACCAGGGUUGGACACCCCAGCCCUACGGUUCCACUGAUCCACGAACCUGUCCCCCCGCUUCCAAACCCCAACCCGCGGCCGGCCCCGGACAGCCUCAGCUACCUAGAGUCAGCCAGCCUGAUGUCAGGGACGCUGGAGUCUUUGUCUGGAUUGGGAGAAGAUGGGAGCUCUCUGGGUUCAGACUCGGAGAUCAACGGCCUGACUGUCAGACGCACGGAUAAAUAUGGCUUCCUGGGUGGAAACCAGUACAGCGAAUCAGCUGAAAAGGAACUUCGAGUGGAAGUUGCCCGGCAGAGGGAGAUGAAAUGGCUGGACAUGUUCUGUCACUGGGAUAAGUGGGUCAAACAUCGUUUCCAGAAGGUGAAGCUGCGCUGCAGGAAGGGGAUCCCCUCCUCUCUCAGGGCCAAAGCCUGGCAGCUGCUGUCCAACAGCGAGGAGCUCCUGAGGGCCAACCCCCAGAAAUUUGAGGAGCUGGAAAGAGAGCCGGGCGAGGCCAAAUGGCUGGACAUCAUAGAGAAGGAUCUGCACCGGCAGUUUCCCUUUCACGAGAUGUUUGCUGCUCGUGGUGGCCACGGACAACAGGACUUGUACCGGAUCCUGAAGGCCUACACUAUCUACCGGCCAGACGAGGGCUACUGCCAGGCCCAGGCCCCGGUGGCUGCCGUGCUGCUAAUGCAUAUGCCUGCAGAGCAAGCGUUUUGGUGCCUCGUGCAGAUAUGCGAGAAGUAUCUUCCGGGCUACUACAGUGCGGGGCUGGAGGCCAUUCAGCUGGAUGGCGAGAUCUUCUUCUCCCUGUUGCGGCGGACGUGUCCGAUGGCGUACCGCCAUCUGAAGAAGUUCAAGAUCGAUCCGAUCCUCUACAUGACGGAGUGGUUCAUGUGCAUCUUCUCGCGCACGCUGCCGUGGUCCUCCGUGCUGCGCGUGUGGGACAUGUUCUUCUGCGAAGGUGUGAAGAUAGUGUUUCGCGUGGGCCUGGUGUUGCUGAAGCAGAUGCUGGGCUCCGUGGAGAAGCUGCGGGAGCUCCAGGGCAUGUACGAGACCAUGGAGCGCCUCCGAAACAUCUCCCCCGACACCAUCCGGGAGGACGUGCUGGUGCAGGAGCCCGCCGCGCCUCACUUCCCGUCUGCCUGGUUGCAGGUCAUCACGCUGCCCGUGACCGAGGCGCUCAUCGAGCGGGAGUGCAGCGUCCAGGUGCGGAAGUGGAGGGAGUCCCGGGGGGAGCUGACGCACCAGCCGGGCCGCCGACUCCACGGCACCAGAGCCAUCUACGAGUUCAAGCGGCGGGCUGCGGCCAUCAGCUCUGGGGGCAGCUUCUCCUUCCUCGGGAGUCCAGUCCCCCCGCCGGGACCCCUCAGGGCCUCCUCCAGCCUCCUCUCCCUCCCCGGCUUCCGAAAGUCCCGGGCCCCUUUCCACUCCCAGGCCAAGACGGGCUCCUUCUCAGGGCCGUCGGGAAUGGAGGCCAUGCCCGCCCGCUCCUCCUCUGCGCUGACGUCCAGCCCCAGCCGGGGCCCCGGACAGAAGCCCCCCAUCCCCCCGGGAGCCGGUCAGAAGCCGCCGGCGCCCCAUGUCAAGAGUCCGUUAGCCGGGGCUGAACCGGCCUCUUCCCACGGACCGGCCCAAGCUGCAGAGGGCCCGUCAGCACAUCUCCAACCGGCUGCUUCUGCCCCUCCUGCCCCCAUUCAGAGCACAACCCCACCCAACACUCUGUCCCCCUCCCCCGUGAUCGUCUCCGAGCGCAUCAGUCAAAGUCUGCCCUCUCCCACCGCUAACAACGCCCCUCUGCAGCCGAGCGCGGAGCCUCAGAAAGAAGCAGCGCCCUCAACCGACGCCACGGCGGGAGAGGAGGAGGGAAAGAAGAAGAAGAAGAGCAAAGAGGACAAGAGGAAGGAAAAAGAGGACGAGAAGAAAAAACUGAAGGAAAAGAAGGAAAAGGAAAAGGCUGAAAAGGAGAGGCUCAAGAAGGAAAAGGAGAGGCUAGAAAGAGAGAAGAAGAAAGGGGGGAAGAAAAAGGACAAAGGCGGAGGAGAGGCGGAGGACAAAAACGGAGCGACGGCAGCGAAAGAUUCGGCCUAA